UAUUACUCUAGUUUGGUUGGAGGUUGGAAGCGAGGAGAAACAAAGAAAAAGAUGGAAAGCAAUAAACUCAAAGCCUCUGGUAUCCUGAAAAAAGCUCUCACAGUUUUUACCAAAAACACCAACUUCAUAAUCUUCACAUCUCUAGUCUCCCUUCCUUUCUUCUGCUUCUCUCUUUACUUCGAGACUUCCCUCCAAAACUUCCUUCUCCAAACCUCUGCGUUUCUUCUUCAAGGAAAAGAUCACGAAACCCCUGAACGUGAAUUUCUUCAAUUUGGAAAUGGGUCCUAUGUGAUUACCCUUCACUCUUACUUCGAGCAUCACGAAACCAAUUGGUCUUUACCACUUGAUAUAGUCCGAAAAUUGAACAGUGAUCUUUUUCGCGAGCUUCUCCAACUGGGUUUUCUCUACUUGGUCCCUUUCCAUCUCCUAGAGCUCUUAACCGUGCUUGUGAUUGUCGAUUUUGCGUCGAAGAUUUACAGAGAAGACAAGUCCUUCACUUUCAAUGACAUGCUCGACGUAAAAACCGACGGAGCAAGAUUAAGGGGCAUUCUCAUCACUUAUGGCUAUGUUGUGUUGUUGUCGACAUGUACUCUCUUUGGAUUUAUAUGGUUACUCGCAACCUAUUCUUCUGCUUUAAGGUAUUAUGACUCUGACAAUGGUUUUAUUUUGAGGUCCUAUUUGUUGGGAAGGGGAUCUGAUGUUUUUUUUCACCUAGUAUAUGGGGCAAAUCUGUUGUUGCUCAUAGGAAUUUACUUGGUUUGGAGUGCUAUAUGGAACUUGGGUCUUGUGGUUUCAUUGUUGAAAGGAACGUAUGGGGCCAAAGCGUUAGGUUCAUCAGCUUAUCUUAGCUUAAGGAAUGCUCACAAUGGGGUGAUUUUGAUGCUUGUUUUCUCUGUUUGGGGAGUUGGUUUGAGGCUAAUUCCAUGCCUAGUUUUUGGUGGGUAUAAAACAUGGGGUUGGAUUGUUGCUCAGACUAGUUUGUUCUGCUUCGGAAAUGCGCUUAAAUGGGUCUCGUUUGUGGUGUAUUUUGAUGAUUGCAUUAAGAGAAUUUUUGGGAAGAAAGUUGAUGCAGAAGAAGGUAAAGAAUUAAGAGGUCAAAACAGCUCGUGAAUAAACACAACUACUGAGAUGAAAAAAUCGUAUUAAUCGUCUGGGAAGCUUAUGAUUCCAAACCAUAUUUAGAGUCAAGCCAAUGGCAAAGCAAUAAUAAUGAGCUUUCAAUUAUCUUCUGUCGAUGUCUCUCCACAUAUAUGACCUGACUAGAAAUGAAGGUUUGUAGACUAUUAUUGUAUACAAGGCUUCCUUGGUGAAUGUUACGUGUUUACCAAGUAAAGGCACCUUGCCUGUUUUAUGAACUUGCUCUUUUGUUUUAUUUUUCUUCAGUAUGUCUCUUUAUUUAAUAGAUUUGAGUGGAAGACUUGGUUACGCAUGGUUUAA
Messenger RNA from Morus notabilis, 1437 nucleotides. RefSeq lists its product as uncharacterized. The record is from RefSeq and is a predicted model, not a curated record. NCBI's taxonomy places the organism in Eukaryota, Viridiplantae, Streptophyta, Magnoliopsida, Rosales, Moraceae. The transcript has a single exon. Bases 52 to 1110 code for a protein of 352 amino acids.